Messenger RNA from Pleuronectes platessa (European plaice), 1039 nucleotides. RefSeq names its product reactive intermediate imine deaminase A homolog (gene rida). The record is from RefSeq and is a predicted model, not a curated record. Gene Ontology annotation, molecular function: deaminase activity. Gene Ontology annotation, cellular component: cytosol. NCBI's taxonomy places the organism in Eukaryota, Metazoa, Chordata, Actinopteri, Pleuronectiformes, Pleuronectidae. The transcript is spliced from 6 exons. The coding region runs from base 101 to 508 and encodes 135 amino acids.
AUCAAUAAACUGACCCGAGUGUCAAAGGUUAACCCGCAGCAGCAGAGCAGGAGAAGAGCUGCAGAGUAGAGACACCUGUAGAAGUCACAGAGUAGAAACUAUGGCCUCCCUCCGUCGAGAGAUCCCUUACACAGCUACAGCUCCAAUCAGACAGGGAAUAUACAGUCAGGCGGUGGUUGCGGACAGAACCGUGUACAUCUCUGGUCAGCUGGGGAUGGAAGUGGCCUCAGGUCAGCUGGUGGAGGGAGGAGUCCAGGCUCAGGCCAAGCAGGCUCUUAUCAAUAUGGGGGAGAUCCUUAAAGCUGCUGGUUGUGACUACACCAACGUGGUGAAGACGACCGUGCUGCUCGCUGACAUUAAUGACUUCAACAGCGUCAAUGAGGUCUACAAGACAUUUUUCAGCAGUAACUUUCCAGCCAGAGCUGCUUACCAAGUCGCUGCUCUCCCCAGAGGUGGACUGGUGGAAAUCGAGGCGGUGGCUGUGGUCGGUCCUCUCUCAGACUCCUGACUAGCCGGCCCCAUCACAAACAAGCUAUAGUCCAACCGCCAAGUGGCCUCAGAGUUGUGCUGCAGAGGCCUUGUUGCAUUUCCACAGGACGUUCUUUUCUGUUGUUGCCUCUGUGGCUGGUUGUCUGCAGCAAUUUAGUCUUUUGAGUAUCAUAUCAAUGGAAAACUUUUGAUCUUCACAUUAAAACUCUUACAAUAACAGAGAACUUAACAUCUUACCAGACUCUAGAAUGUGGUUUAAGGUAAAUUCACAGUUUGAAUUUACCUUAAACCACAUUCUAGAGUCUGGUAAGAUGUUAAGUCUGAAACCAAAAUAAUCAUUAACAUUCCCUCGGCCUCAUUGGACAGCCUAGAUGUCAUAUAAAUCUGUGAUGCUGUUUUUGGUUUAAUAAACUCACUUUCUCUUAGUUUUCUUCCAUUGAAACAUUUGAAAUGAAUAAAAUUUGAAUAAAUAAAUGACCAUGAAUCUGUUAUUCUCACAAUAUUCAUAUUUUCUUUAGCACAAUCAAAAAUAAAGUACUCAUGAUUUCAA